CACAGCAUGAGGAGGAAAUGCAGCCCUGCUGCCCACGGAACCCCCCUCACCAUGAGGGUCCCUUUCAGACUCCUCUUUGUCGGAUGGUGGAUGGCUGGGCAGAGCUGGACGGUGACAGGACAACAGUAUUACCGCAAGCCUUCAGUCUCUGUGAGCCCAGAGGUGGUCACCCUGGGGGGAAAUGUCACUAUUCACUGUAGCGAUGCAGGACACCCAGAUGCAGAGUUCUCUCUACACAAGAAACAUGCAUAUUUGACUCGUUUGCUUCCCCACAUGGCAAAGGGUUAUGACACCGAAUUUAUCAUUUCCAAUACCAGCAUUUCAGAUGCAGGGACCUACUGGUGUCGCUAUUGCUUUAAAUCCAACUCUCAGGAACGAUGUUCAUAUUAUAGUGACGAAGUACACAUCAAUAUAAUAGAUCCCAGCAUCCCCAAACCCUCCAUCAAGGUGAAACCGGAGCACCAGAAUGCUUUACACUCAAGUGUCACUAUUGAAUGCAAGGCCCAGGGAGAUGGUCUGUAUUUCUUCCUUCGUAAUGCAAACACUGGGAAAAUAUCAAUUGAAGCAGUACCACCUGCAGGCACAGCCAACUUUCAUUUCCCCCAGGUGAGGAGCGAGGAUGCUGGAAGCUACAUCUGUCAAUAUCACCGUAGAAGCACUCCAUUUGUCUGGUCAUUGCCAAGUGACUCUGUGGAGUUCAUUGUGAAAGAUCCCAGUCUCUCCAAACCCUCCAUCAAAGUGAGGCCUGAGGGCCAGCAUGAAGUAGGCAUGGAAGUCACCAUUGAGUGCAAAGGGCAAGAGAAUGGCCUGACCUUCUCCUUGCACAAAUCAAAUAACCUCUCAGCGCUACAGACAACGAAGGCAGAGGGCAACAUGGCAAAUUUCUCUUUAUCUCCUCUGAGACCAGAAGAUGAAGGGAAUUACACUUGUCAGUAUUACCAUAGAGGAAAUCUCUUUGUUUAUUCAGAGCCAAGUGAUCCUGUACAAGUUGUUGUGACUGAUUUGUUUCCAAAAAAACUCAUGACCAUCAUAUGGGCGAGUGUUGUGGCGGGACUUCUCUUGGUUCUCCUCUUGCUGGUGCUUAUCUUGGUAUUAUGCAAAAAAAGGACAAAACGUAAGUCGUCAAUGGCUGAGAUUUAA
Gekko japonicus is the source of this 1140-nucleotide messenger RNA. Its product is annotated as T-cell-interacting, activating receptor on myeloid cells protein 1-like. The coding region runs from base 7 to 1140 and encodes 377 amino acids. The transcript has 6 exons. The record is from RefSeq and is a predicted model, not a curated record. Lineage: Eukaryota; Metazoa; Chordata; Lepidosauria; Squamata; Gekkonidae.